AUGCGACAUGAUGUUCGUGUGGAGAGAUAUGCAACUACGAAGGGUGCAUACACCAAAGCCAACCACACCAUUAUUGCGUACGGUGGAGUGCCAGCAUAUAAUGUACACUACCCCAGAAUGAACAAACCUCGAGAUGUGGAUAGCUACUGCACGUUUUGGGUCUUCAAUGUCCGAAAGCGCUCUUGGACGUCUCGUCACAACAACGCCACGGACAUAUGUCGCCUUUCCGGACAUGGCCGCCAGUUGUUUCCAGUCUCUGUUACAGCAAAAAUGCUGGCACUAGCCAACAGACCGCGCGCAGUCUUGUUUGCGAACGAAUCGAAGAUUCUCCUGCACUUUUCUGAUCGCCACGUUCUGCGUGUGGUUGAAGUAUGCAGUGUGCCACAGAACCAUAAUAUUAUCUCUCCAUCUAGCACACUAUCCUGUCGACGAAUACUGACCCAGCAAUCCAAGUUGACGUCUACCAGGUCUACCGUGAACAGCUGGAUUGGCUCUCCUUAUUACUCAGUUGGUGGUGGAGUCGGUGCAUUCUUUGGGACGGUAGAGCAGGUGUGGACCAUACGGCCUGCAGCAUUCUUGUCCACUUGCCCCAGCUUGGCUGAGAACACUGAGCGCGGGUGCAAUGAUUUCGUCGAGGAGAUGAUAUACGAUGCCAUCAGGCCAGCCUACCGUCUCCCUGGUGGGUUGGGCUGUGUAUGGAGUGGUGUUGUUCUACAAACCAUCCUGGGAAAGGAGAGAGCUAUAUUCUUGCCUGGCUCUAGAUGCCUCUGGUCAGAACAAGCCAUACGUCACAAUGUCUACUGGAUCCUUGAUACGACAACGAAUGCGUAUGAGACUAGAACGAUGGCACAAUGUACAGAACAUAACAUCCGUGAUCUCACUGGAUCAACUGCUACACAACUUACUCCUGGUGUGGUAUUCUUGUUAGGUACGGGAUACACUGAUAGUCCUCUGCAUCCCCGCACAAUCAUGUGGUGUAUUAAUAUACUGAACUUCACCUGUAUGGAAUUUACUAACGCUGGCACUGUUCAACUGUCGACACGAUACGGUCAUAUGGCAGUACGGAUCGAUGAUACACAUCUUCUGGUCUACGGGGGGAAGAACAAGACCACAUCAGAUUAUCUCUCUGAUCUCUGGGUACUCACAUUUGACAGUAUAGACCAGUGCAAAGGAACGUGGAAGAUUCUGAAACCUACGCAUCUCUUGGGCGCAGUGAUGCCAAGUCUUCCCAAUCCGCAAACAACACGCAUCAAUAAUACUAUUUUCGUUUUCGGUGACACAUCAGCAUGUACUGACUACAUAAUGGCACUGGAUAUCUCCCGAUACUUAGACAACGGUACAAUUCGGAUCAACCAAGUCUCCGUACAGCCCUGUCUGUCUAAGAGAGCAGAUUUCGCUAGUGUUCAGUACAACGAGAAUGGCAUAUUAUUGUUCGGUGGUUGGACUGCCUUAGGUCAACUAGCCACGGUUGCACAGCUCAUCCUUCUGAAUACUUCCAACCUGCUUUCGCAAGGAAGGGUGAUGCCCCUUUUCGACCAUACAAAUGAAGUCAGCAUCUUUGAUCACCGUAUGGUGAGCGGGCAGCGUCUCUAUGUAUUCUCGGGACAUGCGGUCCCCAGCAAGCCAGAAAAGUAUCUAACGAUUGAGACCGAGCUCUGUCCGGCGGGGUACGGGCUGCGUGAGGAUAAGACGUGUCGACCCUGUCCGCAUGGUUUCUUUUCUUCAACUCUACGUGACAGAUGCAAACCGUGUCCCAAUUUCACGACGACAAAGACAGAAGGAUCGAGCGCCUGUAUUGCAAUAUCUCCGUGCCAUUCCCAGUACUGCCAUCAGCACGGGGUGUGUAUCGUGACCGACUUCGCCGCCAGCUGCCAUUGCUACUUUGGUUACGUGUCGUAUGACAACUGUAGACUACCACUGGUGAACUUGGCCAUUGCAUCCGCUAUUCUGCUCCUCGUCUCCUUCAUUGCUCUUGCUCUACGAAAAUACCACAUGAGAAACCAGCAACUCAAGCUUAAGGAGAGGGAGCUGCAGGACAAACACAAGAGUAUGCGACUGUAUCAGAAGAAGCUAGACCAGAUCAACAUCGGAGCAAGAAUACGCUGGUCAUCGCUGAACCUCACCAAGAAACUUGCCAGGGGAGCAUUCUCGCAAGUGUGGCUAGCCGAGUUCAGCGACAUGUUAGUAGCUGUGAAAGUACUCCCCAAAUAUACUGGUAGAAAUACCUCGCAGACAGACCAGUUCGUCCAGGAAGCUGAGGUCCUGCGUUCAAUUCGUCACCCCAACAUCGUCAUCUUCUUGGGAGCUGGCACAAAUAGAUUCAGCAAAAGACCGUUUAUCGUGAUGGAGUACUUGCGGCGAGGUUCUCUCCACAAUGUACUCCACGAUGGCGGGAACGUGUUCACACACCACGAUCAUCUGAGAUUUGCUCUGGACACAGCCCGAGGUAUGACGUACUUGCACGAAUCCAACCCGCCACGUCUGCACCGAGACCUGAAAUCUCCCAACCUUCUAGUCAGCGACAAGUGGGUGGUGAAAAUCGGCGAUCUUGGCAACUCGCGAUUUAUGGCCAUUCUGGAUGAGGAGAAGGCGACAGCAGCGAACAGCACCAGUGCUAGUGCCGCUCAGACACAGUCAUCAAACAUGGCGGCGGGCGCGCAGUCCGUAAGUGAAAGCCCCAGCGAAAAUGUACUUAUCGAGCCUCCUUGUACCGGAGCAGUACUUGACAGACGUGAUUCCAAGAGCUCGCUUGCACUAUCAGGAAGCCAGGAGACCAGUCUGUCAACGCCCCUACUCACCGAUGUCUCCACAAACCAUGGAGAGACGUAUCAGCGCUAUUCGGCAUCAGUGAUGACUCGCGGCGUGGGGACUCUGCGCUGGAAGUCACCGGAGUCAGUACGUGGCGAGCAUUACAAUGAGAAAGCUGAUAUCUACAGCUAUGGGGUUGUGCUUUGGGAGAUCUUCACCAGGCAAACGCCAUACGGACAUCUGAAGCGUGAGACGGACGUGGAGAAGGCAAUAGAGAAUGGUCACCAGCUGCCUAUUCCACCGGGCAUGCCCUAUGACUAUCGUCAUCUGGUCGAGGCCUGCUUGAGACCAAAAGCGGCCAACCGUCCAUGCUUCAGUGAGAUACUCCAUGAUCUGGAAGUUCAACAAGUGAAUGCUUGACCAUGUUAUUCUCUCAGUACAGCGCAGUGCGUAACACUGCCCCUGCAAUUAGUCGCGAAGAAUUGGUGCAUGCCCUUUCUGGCUGGUGCAGCUCGUCUGCCCGUGACUGGGUUCGCGACUUUAUAUCUGGUCGAUUCCCGCGUGUUCGUGUCGGCGAGUCGGUUUCAAUGCCUUCUCCCUCAUCUGCCAAAGUUUCCCAGGGUUCACAAUCAUUUUGGUCCAAUUUUGUCUAGCAUGAGCAUAGAUUCCCUCGUCAGUGUACCCUGUAGUGGUGGAAUGACUCUAUUUGCUGACGAUUCCAAUCUUGUCUGCUGCUCGGUACCUGACCCGUCCAAUCUGAUCUGGCCCGCUGUCUGCUCUGGUCUGAGGGCAUCUCAGCUAUAUUAAAUUGUAACCCCACUAUAUGUUAUCAUCUUUGCCCCAACCACAGCUACUUCUGGGACCGUUUCCAUGAACAGCGAUAGUCUCCCUAUCUACCAUUAUAUCCGUGUCCUAUUAUCAUCCACUUUGAAUUUUUCUCAUCAUAUUGUUGCCUUUUAAAUUUCGUUUUCGUGUUUUUUCCUUCGAAAUAUGUUGCAUUUCCUCCCACUUUCCACUAUCAGUGUCACAAGUUUAUACAAGUGUUAUGUCCGACCCCUCCUGGAGAAUGCCAUGCCGGUUUGGAAGUACUCAAUGAAUAGAAGUUUUGCUUCCAUGCUUCAUAAACUUCGAGCCACGGCCGCUAGGUCAUACUUGUCCUGCGUUCACAAGUCAAUAAAUCGCUGCACUCUCUUCUGCAAAUCCUCCUACUUGUACUCUCAAUUUGUACUCUCAUUUCUUUCACUCUUAUGAAGGCUAUGAUGUCAAGAGGGGGGACACGUCCAAGCUAGCCUUUCUGCGCCUGUUACUACAAUUAUGGCUUCCUUAU
Messenger RNA from Sycon ciliatum, 4075 nucleotides. RefSeq lists its product as uncharacterized. Gene Ontology annotation, biological process: protein phosphorylation; signal transduction. NCBI's taxonomy places the organism in Eukaryota, Metazoa, Porifera, Calcarea, Leucosolenida, Sycettidae. Gene Ontology annotation, cellular component: cytoplasm. Gene Ontology annotation, molecular function: ATP binding; protein kinase activity; protein binding. The record is from RefSeq and is a predicted model, not a curated record. Bases 1 to 3168 code for a protein of 1055 amino acids. The transcript is spliced from 3 exons.